AUGUCGCUGCUGAAAGUUUCGGGCACCAAGAUCGUUGAUGAAGGUGGAAAAGAAGUAAUUCUUCGCGGCGCAGGUUUGGGUGGAUGGAUGAACAUGGAGAAUUUCAUUUCUGGAUAUCCUGGCUGCGAGUAUCAGAUUCGUGAGGCCCUUGCAGAAACUAUUGGACAGGAGAAAUCGGAAUUCUUCUUCGACAAGUUUUUAGAAUAUUUCUUCUUGGAAGACGAUGCCAAAUUCUUCAGAGGGUUGGGCCUCAAUUGCAUUCGGCUUCCCUUCAAUUAUCGCCAUUUCGAAGAUGAUCUCAACCCUCGCGUCCUGAAGACAUCUGGUUUCAAGCAUCUAGACCGCGUCAUUGAUAUCUGCGCUCAGCACGGUAUAUAUACGAUCCUCGACAUGCACACCGCGCCUGGAGGCCAGAACACCGACUGGCAUUGUGAUUCUGGUACCCAUCAGGCAGCGUUUUGGAUCCACAAAGACUUCCAGGACCGUUCGAUCUGGCUUUGGGAGGAACUUGCGAAGCAUUACGCUGGAAAUAAAUGGAUCGCUGGCUACAACCCACUUAAUGAGCCCACGGAUCCUACCCAGACCCGCGUCGUGGCGUUUUAUGACCGCGUAUACCAAGCUAUCCGUGCUAUCGACCCAGAACAUGUUAUCUUUUUUGACGGUAAUACGUUUGCGUCCGACUUCUCGCACUUCGGAGAUAUCCAUAAGAAGUGGAGUAAUACUGCGUAUUCCAUUCACGAUUAUUCGUUGUUUGGAUUCCCUGCAGCGCCAGAGCAAUACAUCGGCAGUUCGGAGCAGAAACGGCGACUGAAGCGCAGUUACGAGAAGAAGAGGGAAUGGAUGGACCAACGAGGUCUGUGCGUUUGGAAUGGAGAGUGGGGGCCGGUUUAUGCUCGCAAGCAGUAUGAGGGCGAGGCUACUGACCAGAUAAACGAAAUCAGAUACAAGGUCCUUAAGGAUCAAUUAGAGAUAUACAAUCAUGACCGCCUUAGCUGGUCAAUUUGGUUGUACAAAGAUAUCGGGUUCCAGGGGAUGGUGUAUACGUCCCUUGACACCCCGUAUAUGACCUUAUUCUCCAAGUUCCUCGCGAAGAAACAUCGCCUCGCUGUCGACGCUUGGGGGGCAGAUGAUCAACACGUUCGACGAAUUUACCAGCCUCUCAUUGACCACAUCAUCGAAGAGGUCCCCCAGGAAUUCAGGAACCUCUACCCUUAUCCAGUAUGGACACUUAGCGGUCGCGUUGGUCGGCUGGCGAGAAAUCUGCUGGUCAGCGAGUUUUUGGUGAAGGAGUGGGCAGCUCAUUUUGUCGGCAAGAGCGAAGAAGAGCUCGACUCCAUCGCCGCAAGCUUCAAGUUCGACGCCUGCCUUCAUCGCGACGGCCUCAAUCGAAUUCUCACCGACAAUGCGAAAGCCGUCAGCGAGUAG
Messenger RNA from Pleurotus ostreatus (oyster mushroom), 1425 nucleotides. Its product is annotated as Endo-1,4-beta-xylanase 5. Gene Ontology annotation, molecular function: beta-glucosidase activity. Gene Ontology annotation, biological process: glucan catabolic process. Gene Ontology annotation, cellular component: cell surface; extracellular region. The record is from RefSeq and is a predicted model, not a curated record. The transcript is spliced from 6 exons. Lineage: Eukaryota; Fungi; Basidiomycota; Agaricomycetes; Agaricales; Pleurotaceae. The coding region runs from base 1 to 1425 and encodes 474 amino acids.